Sorex fumeus (smoky shrew) is the source of this 3830-nucleotide messenger RNA. It is a transcript of the gene TP53INP2, whose product is annotated as tumor protein p53 inducible nuclear protein 2. Gene Ontology annotation, cellular component: nucleus; autophagosome. Gene Ontology annotation, biological process: autophagosome assembly; positive regulation of DNA-templated transcription. The transcript is spliced from 4 exons. Lineage: Eukaryota; Metazoa; Chordata; Mammalia; Eulipotyphla; Soricidae. The record is from RefSeq and is a predicted model, not a curated record. The coding region runs from base 164 to 832 and encodes 222 amino acids.
UUCCCAGAAGGUCUCUGUGUAUGGGGACCCCCUUUUGUGGCCUUGAGCCUCACUCUGUACCUGGGAGUUGCAAAACCCAAUAAAAUAGAUGCCUCCCAGCUGUUUUGACCAGGUUUCUGCACUGCCAUAGGGCGCCCCCCUGAGGCCGCUUCACUCUCCCACCAUGUUCCAGCGCUUCACCAGUUUCUUCUUCAGCACCCCUCCGCCCCCGGAGGACGCCGAGUGCCCGCGCGCCUUCGUGUCCCAGGAGGAUGAAGUGGACGGCUGGCUCAUCAUUGACCUGCCAGACAGCUACGCAGCUCCCCCCAGCCCCGGGGCCGCCCCUGCCCCCGCGGGCCGCCCUCCGCCCGCGCCCUCCUUGAUGGACGAGAGCUGGUUUGUUACCCCUCCCGCCUGUUUCACUGCAGAGGGGCCCGGACUUGGGCCCGCCCGCCUCCAGAGCAGCCCCCUGGAGGACCUCCUCAUCGAGCACCCCAGCAUGUCUGUUUACGUCACCGGCAGCACCAUAGUGUUGGAGCCGGCGCCCCCCUCCCCGCGCCCGGACGCUGCCCUGCCUGAAGGCGACCUUAGCGAGGGGGAGUUGGUGCCUGCUCGCCGCGAGCCCCGGGCCCUGCACCACGCCGCCGCCGCUCCUCUGCCGGCGCGGGCCGCGCUGCUGGAGAAGGCGGGCCAGGCGCGGCGGCUGCAGCGGGCCCGGCAGCGGGCUGAGCGCCACGCGCUGAGCGCCAAGGUGGUACAACGGCAGAACCGCGCCCGCGAGAGCCGUCCGCGCCGGCCAAAGCACCAAGGCAGCUUCGUCUACCAGCCGUGCCAGCGUCAGUUCAACUACUGAGCUCCGUUGGCUGCGUCCCAAGCCCCUGGCCGACUCCCGACCCACCCCACUGCCCCAGCCCCGCCGCUGCAGCUAAACUGUGUGCUGCGCGAGGGGUGCCCGAGGCCUCCCGCAGGCUGGUCAGGAUCCCUCCAGUGUGUGUGGGGGGGUGCUAGCUCUCCUCACCACCUCCCCCUUCCUGUGCUGAUCCUCUAAUCCGCCUGAUUCCCUUCCUCCUGCACACCUGCUCCCUGGCCCAACCUCACCUGGACCGUCCCCUUCAUCCUUGCUCUUCAGCCCUCUACCUCUGGCCACUCCUAUUCUUUGUAUCUUCCUGUCCCAGGCCUGGCUCAUCUCCCAACUCGUUUGCCACGUCACAAGCCUCACCCUCUCUCAUAUUUGGCACUACAUUCACACUCGCUCCCUUACUCAUUCCCUGUAAUUCCUUCCCAAAUGGGGGUGGGGAGGGCCCCCUGAGGCUCUUUCCCCCUCUCAUGGGGGCUGUAUGACACCUUGGAGUUUGCUUAGGUCUGGAAAGGUAAAGUAUGUGGAAGGGGGCUGUGAAAUGUGAAUUCGAGGGAGAAGAUGGAGGGAAUCUCAAGAGGCAGUCUGUCGGAGCUGAAUGUAGUCAGGAUAGGUUGAGAAAGCCGCGGGGACAGGGCACUGUGGGAGCUGGCCCAGUGCUUGCUCAGAGAGGCCAAGCCCUGUUUGCAGACCCGAGCCUCAAGUCUGCCCUCACCUCCGUUCCUAGAAACCCACCUCCCAAAGCUCUUCCCCGAAUUUGCCUUCUGCAUGCUACUGAGUCUGAAAGGGCUUCGUCUUGCCACCCUAAACCACGUGUCACCCAGGAAUAGAGGCUGGGCAAGGCCCUGCCAUCCUGGCCAUCUGUUUCAAUGCCCAAGGUGCUAGAAUUUAAGAGCUUAGGAGAGAUGCAGGCCAGAGGGCUUCCAGGCAGCACAAGGGCACACCCCAGAGGAAGAGCGCUCGGGGAGUGUGGCUGGAGGGGACAGCUGCAGAGUGAAGCCAUCCUCGGAGACACAGCUCAGCCUUCGUCUUGCCUCUGGUCUUGUCCUUCACACCCUGCCCACUACGGCUAACCAACACUCCUGGGUAGGAGGCCAGGAGCCCCCUUUCCCACCCUCAAGUCUCCCUCCAAGAUUCAGGGCCUUCAGGGGGCCUCUCCUCAUUUCUCUUCCAGUUUAUGCUACUGGGGAGAAACUGGUGCCCUAGGGUUCCCCUCCCCUUUUCUUCCAGUUACCUGGAGGAGGAAACCUGAAUCCCUGGAUGAGAUAGGGGUGGGGAGCGGGGGCGCCAGCUUUUCCCUUCUUGGGGUGGGAUUGACUUUUGGGCUCAGACACCAGCAAAAGCUUCUUGGGACGCCCCGAGUUGCUUCCCUGUCCUCUAACUGUCCUUUUCUAGAGUGUGCUCUUUCCUCUUUGAAACUUGGAGGGUUUCCCGUUACCUACUAACACAGGUCUCUCGCUUUACCCGUCUCAGAUUCCCAGGCCUCAGAGCCAUGCUGAGGCCUGGAGAAAACAGAAUCCCAUGAAGGUCAAGACGACUGCACCAUCACCUUAAGAGCCCAAAGCCUUGGGUGAGGGUCCAGGGGGUAGCCCAUGUAUGCUGGGAUGGGGAUAGAAGAAGCUCUGUUGGGGUCUCCUGUCCCAAAGAAUCAGCUGAAUUCACAUGAAAAGUAGUCAAAGUCCCUUCACAAGUCCUCCAGGACUCCUAUACUCGACAGCCUUGUUCCUUUCUAUCCCCAAGGCUGUCCCUUCAGUUAGGACCUAGUCACUUUUACUCUUCCAGCAACCCCCUUGGCCACUUCCUAGCUAGCAUAGGGUCUUCAGCAUUUCCAAGAGCUGACACUCCCUCCAGCUCUUCCUGCCUACUUCUUCGCUGCCAGCUGGGGUCCAGGCUCAGUCCUGGGCAGUAUCCAUGAUGACCUGGUUGGAGGAGAGUGAGUGACAGGGAAUUUGGCUAAAAUUUCAAAAGAACCCCUCCUAACCCAUAUUUCUGGAGACUAGUAUAGGUUCUAGAACUCUCCAACCUCAUCCUCUGGCUGGUUGCAAGGCUCAUAUUUUGUAUUUUCCUAUAGAUUCUGUAGCAUCUGCGUGUGGCAAUAUUUUAAUUGUAUAGAUUUCUAAGAACCAACACUACUCAGUCUCUUGCUAGUCUGAUUCCUGAAGCAUCAGACUUCAUCAUACUGUAUUGACUGUGUAUGUGCCUUUCACCUUGAGCAUGCUUCAGGAUUUUUAUUUUAAACCACAGAACUUGAAUACAUGAGGGAACCAGAAAUCACGAAGUCCUAUGCAACCUUAGACAGGAGGAGGUUAGAGAGUCUGUCUGGACUGAUGUUUUCAGAAACCCUGGAGAAGUUUGUUCCAGUUUGUAUUAAUGUCAAUACAUUACCAGCACUUUGCCAAAACUGAGUAUGUCAGGGGGACCCAUUUCUAGAGUGAGUCCCAAUUACAUCUAAGGGUGAUUCUAGUUAUUUCCCAGUAAGUCUGAGUGCUCUGGUGUCAUUUUUUUGCCUUUGCCAGUCUGGCCCUAGCACAGGGUACCAUGUGUGUAUGAGUGAAGUAUGCUGUUUUCGAGUAUGCCUGCUCCCUAGCUCUGCCCGGAACCCUGAUCGAUUUGCUCUGACCCAUAAUGUCUUAGAUGCAACAAAGACCCAUCUGGAGCUCUUGGAUGCCUCCUAAGAUCCAUGUGGCUUACUUAGUGCAGACACACAAUAGCCCCUUUAUAUCUUCCCUCUUGCCCUGCUACUUAGUUCCAAACGGAACCAACAAGUUGAGUGCGUCCCUUCUGGGUGUUUUGUGUUGAGACUGGCUGAAAUGAGACUGACUGACCAUGUCAUGACAUGUCGACAGACUCAAGGACACAACCACCUCGACCCGGUCAUGUGGCAUGCCUGUGAACAUGUGUAACAGGAUUCUGAUUGUUAGACUGUAAUGUAUUCCUCUAUGGGAGAAAAAAAUUUAAUAUAAAGAAAAACAAAUAAAAAUCUAUUUAAAGCACA